This is a messenger RNA of Sorex fumeus (smoky shrew), 1756 nucleotides long. It is a transcript of the gene GP5, whose product is annotated as glycoprotein V platelet. NCBI's taxonomy places the organism in Eukaryota, Metazoa, Chordata, Mammalia, Eulipotyphla, Soricidae. Gene Ontology annotation, molecular function: protein binding. The record is from RefSeq and is a predicted model, not a curated record. Bases 11 to 1756 code for a protein of 581 amino acids. The transcript has a single exon.
GGCGCGGGUCAUGCUGCGGGGCGCGCUGCUCUACGCGCUGCUGGGGCUCGUGCGCGCUCAGCCCUUCCCCUGCCCCGCGGCCUGUGUGUGCCCCUUCCGCGACGCGGCGCAGUGCUCGCGGGGCAGCGUGGCGAGCAUCCCCGCGCUGCACCUGCCCACCAACCUCACGCACCUCGUGCUCUACCGCCUGAGCCCGGGCGUCCUGCACAGCCACAGCUUCCGCGGCAUGACGGUGCUGCAGCGCAUGAUCCUGUCCGACAGCCCCAUCGCCAGCAUCGCCCCCGGCACCUUCGACGACCUCCGCAAACUCAAGACCCUGCGCCUGUCGCGCGACGGGCUCACGCAGCUGCCGCGCGCGCUCCUGGACCCGCUGGUGCUCCUGGAGCAGCUGUACCUGGACCUCAACCAGCUGCAGAGCCUCCACCAAGACGCGUUCGGGAAGCUGGUGAACCUGCGCGAGCUCUUUCUGAACAACAAUCGACUCACGUCCCUUCCCGAGAAGCUCUUCGCGCGUCUGGGCAACCUGCGCUCCUUGGAUCUGUCCCGGAACGGCCUGACGCACCUGCCCGCGGGGCUCUUCGGGGCGCUGCUUCAGCUCGAGAGGCUGGUGCUCCACUCCAACCAGCUGCUCUCCCUGGAGGCCGGGCAGUUCCAGAGGCUGCACCUCCUGCGGGGACUGUACCUCCACGGCAACCGCCUCGGGGCCGUGCCUCCCGGCGCCUUCCACCAGCUCGGCAGCCUGCGCAACCUCACGCUGGGGAGGAACCAGCUGGAGUCCCUGCCGGCCGGGCUCUUCUUGCACACGCGCAGCCUGACGUGCCUGGGCCUGUCCGACAACCCGCUGCAGGGGCUCCCCGACGUGCUGUUCGGAGACGUGCCGGACCUGCAGGAGCUGUGGCUGAACGGCACGCAGCUGCGCACGCUGCCCGCCGCCGUCUUCCGCGGCCUGCGCGGCCUCCAGCUGCUCGCCCUGCACGCCGGCCGCCUGGCCGAGCUGCCCGCCGGGCUGCUGCGCGGCCUGGACCGCCUGCGCCUGCUGCGGCUGGACCACAACCAGCUGCGCGUCCUGCCCCGCGCGUUGCUCCUGGACCUCAGCAGCCUGGAGGAGCUGCGACUCCAGCACAACCAGCUGCGCGCGCUGCCCGGCGACGCGUUCCGCGCGCUCCCCCGGCUGCAGGAGGUCCUGCUGGGCCACAACCCCUGGCACUGCGACUGUGACCUGUGGCCCUUCCUGGCCUGGCUGCGGCAGCACCCGCACCUCGUGGGCCGAACCGAGCCCCCGCGGUGCCAAAGCCCCGCUCUGAGGGCCGGCCUGGAGCUCGGGGCCCUGUCGGACCUGGACGCGGCCUCCUGUUCCCCGGAUACACCGUCUCCCGAGACGCUCACCCCCAGCGCUGCCGCCCCCGCCACCUCCGCCCGGACCCCCGCGCCCACCUCCGCCCCGACCCCCGCACCCACCUCCGCCCCGACCCCGGUCCCCACCUCCGCCCCAACCCCGGCCCCCACUUCCGCCCCCUCCCCGUCGACCCCGCCUGCUGCGGCCACCAGCACCCCCGCUCCCGGGCUGAACCCUUCGGAACCCUGGGGCUGGGCCCAGCGCGUGGCCACGGGGGAAAGUCAAGGCCAGAGCCUGUUCUUUGCUCUCUAUUUCCUGCUUUGGGUCUCCCAGGCCCUCAUCACCGGGAUCAUUGUGUUUGCUAUGGUCAAAGUGGGCUGCCUCUUCCGAAAACUCCUGCGAGAGAGAGCUCUCAUUUGA